UUCAUUUGCAUAUUUGCGCAUAACUAAUUACAAUGUUAUUACGUUUCGUAUGUUUUUCUUUCAUGUUUUGCUUUUUUGUUGCCGCAAAAAAUGAAGAUUAUAAAGGCUAUAAAGUGUAUAACAUAGAAUUGGAAUCAAUAGAACAGCAGGAUAAUAUAAGAAUUUUGAAGAGUGAUCUAAUAGACUUUUGGACACACCCUAGUUACAAGUAUGGCGUCGUUGGCAAGGUUUUGGUGCCGCCUUCUCAUUUCAUCUGGUUCGAGGAGAAACUACAAGAGCUGGGAGUAAACAGAGAUGUGUAUAUUGAAGACGUUUAUGAGUACUUAACUGGAGUGGAGAACAGGACGAGGCUACCAAGGAGUGUGGAUGAAGAUCAUUAUUUUGAUGUCAAUAAGUACCACAGAUACGAUGAUAUCCUGGCAUAUCUUCGCAAAUUACACGAGCAAUCAGCUGACUCUUUAACCAUGGUGGAACUGAUAGAAUAUGGGGUUACAGCCCAGAAUAGACCUCUGGUCUAUUUGAGGAUAAGUCGUGGUACCAAUGAAAAUAAUAGUCCAGAAAAACCUAUCAUUGUAAUCGAAGCUGCCACAAAUCCGAGAGAUUGGGUAACGAUUCCAGCCGCGUUGAAUAUUGUAGAAAAUCUUCUGAAGGAACAAAAAUUUUUGGAUAACCUCGAAUGGAUUGUAAUCCCUGUUUUGAAUCCGGAUGGAUAUGAGUACACUCAUACCAAUGUUCGCCUCUGGCAGAAAUCUCGGAGCACCAACAGCAACAUGGGACACAUUUGCCCCGGAGUCAACAUCAAUCGCAAUUUUGACUACGACUGGCAGAACUUUGAAGCCAGUUCUAGUCCAUGCAGUCAUUUAUACGCCGGAGUGGAACCAUUCUCAGAAAUCGAAAGCCGUAUGAUUCAAGAUAUAAUCAACAAAAAUGCGCCCAGAGUUAAGCUGUAUAUGUCUUUACAAAACAAUGGAGGUUACAUUUCAGUACCCUGGUAUUACGAAAGAGCUGCAAGUGGAAUGUUCAGACAGCAUUACCUUUUAGGUUUAGAUAUGGUAAAAGCCAUGAAAGAUGCGUACAAUGUAGAUGUUGGAUCAUAUAUAUUUGAUAGAAUAUCAGGUACCAGUACCGAUUACAUAAGAAGUAAAACCGUGUUGUAUACUUAUAUUUUUGACAUAGUACAACGCGGCAAUGGAGUGAUUAUACCUGAGGAAGAUAUAGGUGCUAUAGUCGAAGAUGUUUGGAAAGCGGUUACAGUUGCCGCCGAAGAAAUGAUGAGAUUAAACAGUUCCAAUUAUUCUGUGUUUUUUUAAAACAGUUCUUCCAUUUUUAUGAAGUGGAAUGAGAGUCCGAG
Molecule: messenger RNA, 1351 nt
Organism: Spodoptera litura
Lineage: Eukaryota; Metazoa; Arthropoda; Insecta; Lepidoptera; Noctuidae
Product: carboxypeptidase B
Biological process (GO): proteolysis
Molecular function (GO): metallocarboxypeptidase activity; zinc ion binding
Source: RefSeq, a predicted model, not a curated record